Messenger RNA from Lachancea mirantina, 2919 nucleotides. NCBI's taxonomy places the organism in Eukaryota, Fungi, Ascomycota, Saccharomycetes, Saccharomycetales, Saccharomycetaceae. The record is from the annotation of a GenBank genome assembly.
AUGCCCGAGCUUUUCACUCCAGAAUAUUCAAAUGAGCUAUUGCAGUUUAUACAGGAGAUUUACUCGCAAGAUAUUGCGCAUUUUUACCCGAGGCUGAGGCUCGAAAAGAUGCUAGAUCUGUUAGAACAUGCCGAGUACUUGUUUGAAUCCUAUCGAACGUUUCUGCAGAAAAGCCAGACGGACGAUGCUCUGACAGCUUACGUGGUUGGGUGCUUUUACAUUUAUCUGAUCAUCCCGCAUUCGAUACAAUUUCACUCCCGAGACAAGUCUUAUGGUAUCUACACCGAUUUACAGAAAUACUAUCGAGAAGAAGCAAACAUGACAAAUGUUUUGCUAAUGGUAACUAAAAAGAUUGAGAAACUAACGAAAGUCGAGGCUGAGGGUCGACAAUAUGCCACCAUCAAUAGGAGGAGGGCAUACUCUGUCCCCCCUAAAAGUUUAGAGCAGCAGCUCGAAUCGUUUUCCAUGGGUACUAAAAAUGCUCCUGCUCAGCACAUGAAAAGAAUAUCCAGUAUCGAGGACAACUCCACCAUGUGGAGGGCGCCUGAUAUAACUCCUAACGACCAAUUGGAGAUUGCAGUGGCGACUGUGGGCUCUUCCAAUUCUUCGAUUCAAAAUUCACAAGCAAGCCAUAAAGCUCUAACAUCGUUAGGAAAUUCAUUGGACAAGUUUGAAGGUCCUCCUUCUGGAAUGACCAAAAUACGACACGAAAGCACCCCAACUUUUUCUUUAAACGACGAACUUUCCGCUGUGGACGAAGCAAUCAACACCGUUCGUCCUCAGGAUGUUGAUCGCUAUGAAACGCAUAGAAAGGACUCAUACCACUCCGUGUAUAUGACGAAUGACGAUGGUAAUGAUGACUCGCUAUUUAAUUUGACGAGAUUACAGAAACAAUCACUGAUCACUUGCGAUCAGCUCAUGGAUAUUCUCAAUAGUAACCUCAAGCAUUCUCUAUUGCUCAUUGACCUUCGACUACCAAGGCGGUUUGAAAGCAAUCACCUCGUGGCACCUAAUACAAUCAAUUUCAAUCCCCAAUUUCUGUGGGAUUUUAAAAACAACCAGCCAGUGGACUCCGAUAGGCAGUUGAAUGAUCAAUUGAAAUCUGACCUUUUUAAAAACAGAUCUCAUUUUCGUGACAUCGUGUAUUACACCGAUAUGAAAAGCUUUUUGCACUUUGACUUUGACUAUCAAUUAUCUCUAUUCAAAAUUCUUUACACUUCUUCGGCCAGGCUUAGAUGUGUUCCGAGAGUACUGUUAGGUGGUUAUGAACAGUGGAAAAAGUUCAUAGGGGCUUAUUCUGCCAAGCACAAUGUGCCGAAAGAGUUGUUUCUUUAUAGAUCUUCGUCAACUUCUCAUUCAAAGUCGGCGCCACCACCCGUACCGUCAAGCAUGCCACCCCCCUUGCCUCCAGGAGCGGCACCUUCUUUGCCCUCUCAGCCUGCUCCAGAUCUACCUCCUCCAGAUCUACCAGCAAAAGGGCCCAUCUCAAAGUUGGCUUCGAAACCUCAAAAACCUGUCCAUUCAAUCCAUUCCUUGCCACCGCAGACACCGCAGGCGCCCGACCAUUCCACCGCCUUGCAUUCAACUGCCGACUCCUCGCAUCUGCCGGUACUUGCCAACAGGGAACACGCCUCGGUACCCACAAUCGAAAGAAGCCGUAACACAUAUGUGGCUCUUUCUAUCACUGGCUUGAGAAAUCUUGGAAGUACUUGCUACAUCAAUAGUAUGUUGCAAUGCCUUUUUGCUACCAAAACUUUGAGAGAAUUAUUCGUGACUUCAAAAUAUCAAGACUAUCUUACACCCUCCAAAAAACAUGAUCAUCCUUUGUCGAAAUCUCUAAAUCAGCUUUUCAAAAAGAUGUACAUGAAUGGAGGGUGUUCUGUCGUACCCAAUGGAUUUUUGAAAACUUGUAAUUCUCUAAGACCUGAUCUAAGAAUACCCAACGAUCAGCAGGAUACUCAAGAAUUUUUAUUGUUUCUACUAAGUCAGCUGCAUGAUGAACUUUCGGACUCGCAAAAGGUUGGAUCGGACUAUCCGCAACUUUUGUUACAUGAUGACGAAAAACUCUGUGUGGAUUCAAAAGAAUACAACAAAUGGUUUGACUCCAAUCUUCAAGAAAACGGAAUUUCACCCAUCGAUCGGAUUUUUCAAGGCCAAAUGGAAAAUUCUCUGCAAUGUCAGCGUUGUGGAUACUGCUCAUACAAUUAUUCCAUCUUUUACGUUCUGUCGCUGGCCAUCCCAGCUAGCACUAACGCGCUAGGUAAGAGCAAGAAGGUGAGAUUAGAGGAUUGCAUCAACCUUUUCACUAAUGAUGAAGAGCUCAAAGGGGAGAACGCAUGGGACUGUCCCAAAUGUGGGUCAGCGGUAAGUCAAGAAGAUAACAAAAAACGAAAGAGAAGAUUUUUGAGCUCUGAACACAGACAAGGUACGCGCGCUAGCAGAUUUUUUCAAUUGCGUUCAAAAAAUCGUAAUAGAUCAGUAUCACCAUAUGCAUACUCUGGGGCAUCCGAGAAGUGGACUUCACGGAGACUCAGUACUAUAAAGACCUUGAACUUUAUCACCUUACCACCUGUACUUGUGAUUCAUCUCUCAAGGUUCUAUUAUGAUCUCACGAAAAAAAAUAGCGCGGUAAUCACUUAUCCAUUGAUUCUGAGCAUCGAAUUGAAGAAUGGAGCCCUCGUUCAUUAUCGACUUUAUGCGAUCGUGAAUCAUUUUGGUAAUCUGAUCAGCGGGCAUUAUACCUCACUUGUCAAUAAGAAUCUGAAGCAUGAGAUCAGACGUGGUGAACAAAAGUGGUAUUACUUCGAUGACGAAAUUGUCAAAAAGGAUGAUAACCACGGAGAUUAUGAUGCAGGCAUCAUAAGUGUCUCUAGUAGCGAUGUCUAUGUUCUCUUUUACGAGCAAAUAACAAUCGGAUAG